CCUUCUCAGUCCCUGUCUCUCCCAAGCGUUCUUGCCAGCCGGUCCAGCCAGCCUGCGAUACCAGCUAAUCCUGCACCACACCGCGUUUUGAAUCUUUUCCCGCUUCAUUCUGUAACAUGGCCCGCAACAGACUCCAAUCCGAUGGGCUCCAAGACAUCCCCCUUCAGCCCGAGUCCGAGUCGCUCCUUGCCAGCGACGCUCGGGCUGCGGCCACUGAUGCUGCCCUGUCUGAGCACCAAGGUCUCCGUAUGCGCAUCGCCAACAUCGAAGCCAACAUUUCUAACAUCGAAAACUUGUUCGCCCGGCAUCUGAGCUCGUCUUGGUCGAAAGCCACCGGAAACGAGAUCGAUCGCCUGUCUGCCGAAACCAAGAUCCUUAUUCAGAACUCCCGCAACAACCUCAAGGCCCUGAUCCAGGCCACAGGUUACAUGGAGAGCGGCAAAAUCGUCACCAUGCGUCGACAGGAGGAGCGUUAUCUGGCUCGCCAGCUCUCGGAUGUCGCCGCCAAGUACAACAAGGUUCUUCUGUAUAUCCAGCAGCAGACAAAGUCCAGACUUGAGCGCCAGUAUCUGAUCGUCAAGCCGAACGCAACUCCUGAUCAAAUCCAGGCCGUAGUCGAGAGCGGCAGUCCUGUCUUUGAGAAUGAGCUUCUCGUUGGUCACAUGGCUCAGCAGUCCGCUGCCUUGCGGGAAGUCAAGGACCGCCAUGCCGAGAUCCUCAAGUUGGCACAGGCUAUCGCCGAGCUGGCAGCGCUCCAGGAUGACUUUAAGGAGAUGCUCAACUCCCAGCAGAAACAAAUCGACGUGAUCGAAGACCAUGUCGAAGUGACUAUCGAUAACAUCGCAAGCGGAACUCGGGAGCUCCAUAAGGCUGCCGACAACAAGCUCUCGGAAAACAAGUCCAAGCGCAUCAUGUUUGCUGUCAUUGGCGCAAUCAUCUUGGCUAUUAUCCUGUACUUUGUCAUCACUCACGUCAAGAUCGGAUCCACUCCAAGCACACCCACUCCCACGAGCGCACCCAAGUGAUCGCCCUCGCAUUUUUUUUUUUUUUUGCUUACUGCGUACCCAAAACCAAAUCUGACGCCCUGCUGUGAUUCGGGGCCGUCGUUAUUUCUCUGGGUCUCUACACCGGGGUGAAGAGAAAUUGGGACACAUCGUCUCAUUCGGACAAACACGGCGUUGUCAUAUCAUA
Molecule: messenger RNA, 1191 nt
Organism: Polychytrium aggregatum
Lineage: Eukaryota; Fungi; Chytridiomycota; Chytridiomycetes; Polychytriales
Product: t-SNARE
Exons: 10
Coding region: 117-1025 (302 amino acids)
Biological process (GO): intracellular protein transport; vesicle fusion; exocytosis
Cellular component (GO): plasma membrane; endomembrane system; SNARE complex
Molecular function (GO): SNAP receptor activity; SNARE binding
Source: RefSeq, a predicted model, not a curated record